CUCCUGGUGCAGUGCCGGCCCAGCGCUUGGACGAGACGAUUCGCGCCGCGCACGCAGCCGCGCCGCUUCGCACGCAGCACACGCAUCGAUCCGCGCUCCACACUCUCUCAGCCGAUUCCCGCAACCCUGCAGGGCCGGCUAGAGACGGAAGCCUGAAAAGCGGUCCUAGGUACAACACUCUUCCCUAGUUGCCGGCAUUUCAUCGUGAGAUGUGCGACACGGCGCCUGCCUCCUCCUCCUCCGCCCCCGGAGUCGAGGCCAGCCCCGCCAAGGCGGAGGAUGGGGGCGUCCAGCCGUCUCCACCCCCACCUGCUGCCGCCCCCAAAUCGGAGGCGGAGGCGCCCAAGCAGCCUGUGGACGACGACAAGCCACCUGACAACAAGGCAGCUGUUGCGGAGGCGAAGGAGGUGACAGUGAACGGGCCGACCAGCCCCCCGGGGGCGGGAGGCGACGCCCGCAAGCCGGCAGCCAACCCCCCGCCAGCAGGAGCCGCCUCUACGCCCACCAAGGCCGCCGCCGCCGCUGCACAGUCUCCAAAGACGCCGCCCCCAGACGCUGCGUCAGGAGAGGCGGCUGCGACGCCCGGCACGCCGACGGCCAACUUCCGGGCGCAGUUCCGCGCCUUCUCGCGCUUCGGCGACCCCAAGUCCGACGGCCGCGCGCUGACGCUCUCGCAGAGCGACAAGUGGCUGAAGCAGGCGCGCGUCGUCGACGGCAAGAAGGUCACCACCACCGACACCGGCAUCUACUUCAAGAAGUUCAAGUUACAAAAACUGGGUAUGGAAGACUACAAGAAAUUUCUAGAGGAUCUUGCCAAAAACAAGAAGCUCGAUAUUGAAGAAGUGAAAACAAAGCUGGCAUCUUGUGGUGCUCCAGGGCUAUCUUCAGCAGCAGGAGCAGCAAAGUCGGCUGCAACUGUAGAGCGGCUGACAGAUCCUUCACGCUAUACAGGAGCACAUAAGCAACGGUUUGAUGAGAGUGGAAAAGGGAAAGGAAUAGCAGGGCGUAAGGACAUCCCUGAUGCUUCAGGCUAUGUACAGGGUUACCAGAACAGAGAUACAUAUGACAAAACACAUUAGUGACAAUCCAUAUGUAGCCGUUUAAUGCUGGCAAAUGUGAUUCCAUAUAAAUUGUGCUACAGAAGGCAUUUCUUUCAAUGCAAAAUACGCAAUGAAAAUGUAUUUUUUGGAUGUUAUUUCAUAUUAUAUUCUGGUUCACUGUUUAUGAUGACAUAAACCAAAAAAGAAAUAAGUGUGUGAAUGAUGAAAAAUGUUCAGAUAUAAUAAAGAACAUGUAAUUAACACUGAACCAAAUCUGUCUUCAGGCAUCAGGAAUUCAUUCUAAACAAAACUAGUUUCAAGAAGAACUCUUACACAGUAUCCAGUCAUGUAAUUUAUAAUGAAACAGUUAAAGUUGUUCAAAAGAAAUUUUAUUUAAUUCUGUCAUUAAACAUCAUGAAAGAAAAGGUGAAGCUAUAUGAAAAUGUAGAGCUUUUGUCAAUGACCAAGCAAAUGUUAAGGAACAAGUAUGGGAGUUAAGCAUGCAAAGACAUCGUUUUACAUGGUUUCAAGCCAAAAAAAUCCUAAUUGCAAACUUCAAUCUGUCACAAAAGUACAAUUCUCAGAAUCUAGUUAUGCUAUUCAUAUAAUUCAUAUGCAACUUUGUAAAGAAGAAAUGGGUGAAUAUUUUGAUAUAUUCAGCAUCAGUGCACUAGCAUUUAAUCACUUGGCAAGUAGUAUCAUUGAAAUAGUAUUUACUGAGAAUCAUUUGAGAAUUCAGAUUUCUGUUGAUUGUGUACUUUAUCUCUGGAAAACCUAGAUGUUCUUGUUAUCCAGUUUUGUUAUGACAAAAAAGCAAAUCUGCUGCUUUGGCAAUAAUCUGUGUACUUAAAAUCUAUAGCAAAUAAAGUAUUUUCUAAUUUGACAUAUUAAAGCCAAAAAGUGCAUUUUAUAAAAAUAUUCAUUUCUAAAUUUAUUUUUCCAGCAUUACAAUGUUGAUUACUUUUGAUAACACUCUAUUAAUGAGACCUAAAUACAUAUAUAUAUGUUUUGUAUCUUUGGUUAAAGUCUUAGUGUAUUGUUAAAUGUUUUGGGUGUUUUAGUUCCAUGUAAAUUCUAUAGAAUUUGUAGUAUAUAAUGAUUCGUGAAAGAUAAGUGAAUAUAACAGUAUCUGUGAAGGACUGUAUAAUUUAUGUUUGUUUCUCAUUUUCAUAAAUAUAUCAUCAACAAGAGAUAUUA
Schistocerca americana (American grasshopper) is the source of this 2237-nucleotide messenger RNA. Its product is annotated as tubulin polymerization-promoting protein homolog. The transcript has 7 exons. Bases 210 to 1079 code for a protein of 289 amino acids. The record is from RefSeq and is a predicted model, not a curated record. Gene Ontology annotation, cellular component: microtubule. Gene Ontology annotation, molecular function: tubulin binding. Lineage: Eukaryota; Metazoa; Arthropoda; Insecta; Orthoptera; Acrididae. Gene Ontology annotation, biological process: microtubule polymerization; microtubule bundle formation; positive regulation of protein polymerization.